GGAGAAAGCCGUUACCAAGGGCCAGUUAGUGUCCGGGAAAGCCAGCACUGUGGUAAAGCUGGCUUCAGGAAACAGUCAUUAUCAAGUAAAGCCUUGCAAGUUUGUUUUGCAAAAUACUCAUUCUGAUAUGUACCACCAACAAAAAUAUGCUCUACCAUUACAGAAAUAUGGAAACUAUUCUAAUGAAGAAUACUCCAUGGAUAACAGGAGAGUUUUUCAACAAAGGGGCAGAAAUUAUACCUGGCAUAAAUUUGACAGGAAGGACUAUAAUUUUGAGCAUACUGGAGCUCCUUAUGCCGUGGGGCUCAAUAAGAAGAAAAGAAGAUGGAAUGAUGAUGAUAGAACCUUUCUUUCUGCGUGGGAUGAUAGAAAACACAAAGAGAGUAAAAUGAGUUACAAUGCUCAAAAUGGAACCCGUGAGAGCUGGUUCAAGGUCACAAUUCCAAGUGGAAGAAACUAUGACAAGACAUGGCUAAUGAAUUCAAUCAUGAGCAUCUGCAGUGUGCCCUUCACCCCCGUCGAUUUCCACUAUGACAAAAACCAGGCCCGGUUCUUUGUUCAGGAUGCUAGCACUGCCUCUGCAUUAAAGGACGCCAGCCUCAAGAUUUGUGAUGAGGAAAACCAAAAGAUAAUUAUCUUUGUCAGACCUUCUAUUGUACCCUACUCUGUGAAGAGUUAUUUCACACCAAAACAAAUGGAACAGAUAAAGUUGACCAUGAUGAAGCGGUAUGAUGUCUCCCAGAAAUCUCUGGAUCUCCGAAAGUUCCGCUUUGACCGAGACUUGAUGAGCUGUGAUAUUGACAUGAUGUUGAAUCGGAGAUGCUGCAUGAAUGCUACACUGCAGAUUAUUCAAAGCAAUAUCCCUGAGCUGUUGUCCUUGAACUUGUGCAACAACAAACUGUACCAGCUGGAUGGGCUGUCUGAGGUGGUAGAGAAGGCACCUCAAGUCAAGAUCCUGAACCUCUCCAAAAAUAAACUGAGGUCAGUCUCGGAGUUGGAGAAAGUGAAAGAACUGAAGCUGGAAGAGCUGUGGUUAGAAGGGAAUCCCUUGUGCAGAACUUUCCAAAAUGAAUCUGCCUAUGCAAGUGCCAUCCGAGACCAGUUCCCCACAUUGAUACGCCUGGAUGGCAAAGAGUUACUAUCACAAACUGUAAUGAACAAUGAAAACCCCCAAUUAAGAAAGGAAAGCUAUAAAGAACCUGAGAUCAUAAGGGAUCUAGUUGUACAAUUCCUGAAGGAAUACUACUCGAUUUAUGACAGUGGAGAUCGACAUGGUCUCCUCUCUGCUUACCAUGAUGAGGCCUGCUUCUCCCUGACCAUUCCUUUCAACUCUUGUGACUCAGACCUGAGCAACUUGGAAGAAUACUUCAAGCAUAACAGAGAUUUAAUAAAGUUAAAAGACUCAUAUACUCGAAUGAAGUUACUGAAGCACACGAACCGUGCCAUCGUGGAUUCCCUUAGCACAUUGCCCAAAACUCAGCAUGAUUUCUACUCCUUCUGGGUGGACAUGUCUUUGUGCACGGAAGUAAUGCUAUGUUUUUCUGUGAAUGGGGUAUUCAAGGAAGUGGAAGGAAAAUAUCAGGGAUGUGUCCGUGCCUUCACGAGAACCUUCGUCACCGUCCCUAAAAGCAGUUCAAGUAUGUACAUCAUUAAUGAUAAGAUGAUUUUGAGGAAUUCCAGUCCUAGAGAGAUCCAGAAACCGUUCAUCCCAUUGCCCACAGUCUCCCCUUCUCUCCCCAAGUCUACACUCUCUGAAAAGCAUCAGGAAAUGGUGAAGUCUUUCUCUGAACAGUCUGGGAUGAAACUUGAGUAUUCUCAAAAGUGCCUUGAUGACAACGAGUGGGACUACACCAAAGCUUCUAAGAUCUUCAGUAUACUCCAGACUGAUGGCAAGAUCCCAAAGGAAUUCUUCAAAUAAAUGAUGCGAGGAUCUUGGAUAUUGUCUUCAUCUUCAUCCACGUUAUUAGUUUUCUGUUUUGUUUCUAAGUCCUUACCCAUACUUGGUGUUGAAGACAUGUAAGCCCACCACCUAUAGAGCCAAUUGCUCCAUGUAUUUUCCACCU
Nannospalax galili (Upper Galilee mountains blind mole rat) is the source of this 2063-nucleotide messenger RNA. RefSeq names its product nuclear RNA export factor 2-like. Gene Ontology annotation, cellular component: cytoplasm; nucleus. The record is from RefSeq and is a predicted model, not a curated record. The transcript is spliced from 22 exons. The coding region runs from base 128 to 1918 and encodes 596 amino acids. Lineage: Eukaryota; Metazoa; Chordata; Mammalia; Rodentia; Spalacidae. Gene Ontology annotation, molecular function: RNA binding; protein binding. Gene Ontology annotation, biological process: poly(A)+ mRNA export from nucleus.